AAAGUAAUGGCGGACGCGCAGUAGUCAAACAAAGAUGUAGUUGGCUGUCUAUUUGGGAAGGGGUACACGUUCCGAUGUAUUUUAGAGUUUAGUGGUCUAACUUAUGUGUGAUAUACAUAACAAGAUCUUUCAACUGCAUCAGUCUUCGCAAAAUGUUGUUGGAUUACCGCCUUGAUGAUUCCGAAUUUACAUACUGAUUCAUCGCGUCAUCGUUAUGCUCGGUUGCUAUUGCAAGGGCGUGGCAUAAUUUGUAAGAUCCGUACGAGAUCCACGCUGAUCCACGCUCAUUUUCAUAAAAGGCUAUGUUACGUUCGCUGACGUCGGAUUGGUCGUCACGGUUUAAAAUCUGACAAGAUUAUGGAUGUGUCAACUGUAUACUAGUCCCAUAGGUAGUUCUUCAACAUCAUUUUGUCAUUUAUUUAAUUAGAGAUCGUUGUAAAGCAGAUUGAACUCAGGAGAAUAAAAAGAAAAUAUACGAAGUAUAUUUAUCAACGUCAAAAAACGUAAUCGUCCUCUUCCGUUAAAAUAUGCCAGGGGUUACAGAUAUGUCCUUGGAUCACAUGUUUUGUUCUCGCUGCAGAGAAGGCUUUGCCACACAUGAGAAAAUUGUUAACUCAAAUGGGGAAUUAUGGCAUCCUCAAUGUUUUGUGUGCGCACAGUGCUUCCGCCCAUUCCCAGAUGGGAUUUUCUAUGAAUUUGAAGGAUAUAAAUAUUGUGAACAUGACUUUCAUGUUUUGUUUGCCCCAUGCUGCGGCAAAUGUGGUGAGUUUGUUAUCGGUCGAGUAAUUAAGGCAAUGAAUUCGAACUGGCAUCCUCAGUGCUUCCGCUGCGAAGAGUGCAAUGGCGAAUUGGCAGAUGCAGGCUUUAUCAAGUGUCAAGGCAGAGCGUUGUGUCAUACAUGCAAUGCCAGAGUGAAGGCUGAUGUACUCGGAAAGCACAUAUGCCAUCAGUGCCACGGAGUAAUCGAUGAUAAGCCUUUACGAUUCCGCGGUGAGCUUUAUCAUCCGUAUCACUUUAACUGUACAGCUUGCGGCGUAGAAUUGAAUUCCGAAGCCAGGGAAGUACGUUCUCGACCUGGUUAUGCCGCCAAUGAAAUGAACGAAUUGUAUUGUUUGCGCUGCCACGAUAAAAUGGGAAUUCCAAUUUGCGGUGCUUGUCGACGUCCCAUUGAAGAGCGCGUCGUAACAGCCCUCGGCAAGCACUGGCACGUUGAGCAUUUUGUUUGUGCAAAAUGCGAGAAACCUUUCCUUGGUCAUCGUCAUUACGAGAAAAAAGGUCUCGCUUACUGCGAGACUCAUUAUCAUCAGUUGUUCGGGAAUCUCUGUUUCGUUUGUAAUCAAGUUAUUUCUGGAGAUGUUUUUACAGCACUGAACAAGGCGUGGUGCGUUCACCACUUUGCGUGUGCAUUUUGUGACCAAAAGAUGAAUCAGAAGACGAAGUUCUUCGAAUUCGAUCUGAAACCCGCGUGCAAGAAGUGUUACGAUAAAUUUCCGCAAGAAUUGAAGAAACGCAUGCGACGUAUGUACGAUCUGAAUCCCAAGAGAAUUCCACCAGCAUAAAUUCGCCUCUCAAAGAGAGAGACAGUUUGACAGUUAAUUAAAUACUCAUCUGCGCUAUUGUGCCUUAUUAUUCGUUUUAAUAUUGAUGUACAAAAUAUAUAUUUAAUCUUUUAUCACUUUAUAAGUUACAUGGAAAAUAUCAGAACUACUUCAACGCUUUAUUUACUUUGAUAUGAAGAGUUAUUGAUCAUAUUUUAACCACUUCUUAUUGAGAGAAAUUAUUUGUUAAUCUUGACUGAAAGAAUUUUGAAAAAAGGGUGCAAUAUUAUGGAAACAUUUUUUCAGGUUAGACGAAACGCCUAUUUUAAUUGAUAUGUAACACAUGUACUUGCAAUUAUCUUAGCUAAUCUAGAUAAUAUAUAAAUAAAUAUGUGAAAUAUUUUUAAAAAACCUAUUUGUAUUAAAUAUACAAAUGUGUCUAAAUAUAACAACAAAUAUACAAUAACUUAAAAAAAUGUUUUUGUAAAUUAAAUUACUGGGGAAUGUUAAAGUAAACAUCAAGUCCAUUAUUUAA
This is a messenger RNA of Pseudomyrmex gracilis, 2073 nucleotides long. RefSeq names its product LIM and senescent cell antigen-like-containing domain protein 1 (gene stck). The transcript has 8 exons. Gene Ontology annotation, cellular component: focal adhesion; cell-cell junction; cytoplasm. The record is from RefSeq and is a predicted model, not a curated record. Lineage: Eukaryota; Metazoa; Arthropoda; Insecta; Hymenoptera; Formicidae. Bases 528 to 1559 code for a protein of 343 amino acids. Gene Ontology annotation, biological process: positive regulation of integrin-mediated signaling pathway; cell-cell adhesion; positive regulation of substrate adhesion-dependent cell spreading.